Messenger RNA from Cladophialophora immunda, 609 nucleotides. RefSeq lists its product as uncharacterized. The transcript has a single exon. The record is from RefSeq and is a predicted model, not a curated record. NCBI's taxonomy places the organism in Eukaryota, Fungi, Ascomycota, Eurotiomycetes, Chaetothyriales, Herpotrichiellaceae. Bases 1 to 609 code for a protein of 202 amino acids.
AUGGGUGAAGCAGAAGAAAUACAAGUAGGAGAAGUGGAAAAGGCUGCAACAGCUACAAUUCGGCGGAAACCUGUACCCACGACCCUGCCACCGCGAACCCCUAAUACAGCUGGCAACCUCGUGAACCGAUGGAAGAAACUCUCGCGCCGAGCCCGCAUCCUGGUCUUGGUCGUUAUCCUUGCGAUCAUUGCACUUGUUAUCGGCCUCGCGGCAGGUCUUUCGACGCGCAAACACAAGCAGAACCUACCACUGCCUUCGGGAAACGGGGGUCCCUAUACCGGCGAUCUGACCUACUACGAGCCGGGUCUGGGAGCUUGCGGGAUUUCGUCCAGUGACAGCGACAAGAUUGUGGCCAUCUCACACAUUGUAUUUGACGCAGUCAGUGUUGGCAGCAAUCCAAACGCAAACCCAUUGUGCGGAAAGAAGAUCAGGGCGCGAAAGGAUAACAAGAGUGUGGAUCUGACGGUCGUAGACCGGUGCACGGGCUGUCAGCCGAUGGACAUCGACGUCACCAUUGAUACUUUUGCUGAAUUGGCCGACGUCGACCUUGGUAGAGUAUUGGUGCAAUGGAACUGGCUGGAAAAUGUCCCUGCUGGAGCCCAAGCCUGA